UAAAGACUGAUCAGGUAGUGCUGUCAGUGUACAAUGGGAUUAUUUGAGAUGGUGAGUCAUGGUUGAUGUGUGUGCACAGGUGAAUUUGACAGCUGCUCUGUUGCAUCUAAGACUGCUUCCUCCACCUUUGGUGUUGCAAAUUGUUGUGUGCUUUGAACACCUGCCAAGGUUCAGGUGCUCGCAAAGGGCUGUAUGUGGAUUGCAGCCCUUUCCUCUGUGUUUGGCUUUGAUACGUGAUAAUUGUCUGAGGAGGGGAGGGCAAAUAGGAUAGGAAGGGUGAUGUUUUGGCACAGUGUCUUGGAAACGUGCUUCCUUCUGAGGCAGACGUGUACCAAGGGUAAUUACGGGUGCAAUGGAGGAGAUAUGCUUUGUGUUUAAAACCUACUCACAUGCUGUCAGCACUUAAGGCACCUGAGGAAUGGAAAUAUUUCAGUUGGUGAAAUCGCAUCUGCACUUGCCAGGUAGUUCCACCAAUGACCUCUGCUUUCUUUCUUGACAGAAUGACUUAGAUGAUCCGGAGAGGGGUAUGAUUUUUGUUUGCUCUGCUACACGUAAGACUAAGUCCAUGUUCUUCUUCCUGGCCCAGACAGAGCAGGGAGAUAUCUUCAAAAUUACUUUGGAGACUGAUGAAGACAUGGUAACAGAGAUUCGGCUGAAGUACUUUGACACUGUUCCUGUUGCUGCUGCCAUGUGUGUGCUGAAAACGGGGUUUCUCUUUGUGGCAUCUGAAUUUGGAAACCAUUACUUGUACCAGAUAGCUCAUCUGGGUGACGAUGAUGAGGAGCCAGUUUUCUUCUGCCAUGCCUCUUGAGGAAGGAGAUACGUUCUUUUUUCAGCCACGGCUUCUCAAGAACGUGGUGCUGGUGGAUGAGUUGGACAGUUUGUCUCCUAUCCUGUGUUGUCAGGUAUGUUGUUAUCUGCAAGCUCUCAUUCACCACUUAAGUCUUUCUCAUCUACAGAGGAGUUGAUCAUAGAUGUAUGAAUUUUUUUCUUCAGAGUAUUUGUGUGUAAGCAGAGUCACCAAAGCUACAUGAUCCUAGGUUUCCAGAAAUACUGCCCUAUAGUAAAUGGUGGUAGAAAAGCAAGCCUGCUAAAUCCUUAGGUAGCUGCCUAAGACUGGUACCUGGCCUGGCAGGCUUUUGAUUCCUGAGGUGAUGAGUAUAUAUCUGGACACAGGGUGUCAGCAGCAGUCCUGUGCUGUCCCUCAGCUAACCAUCAGACCAGUUCUCUGCUUGACUGGUGUCAUGGUUUAAGCCCAGUCAGUAACUCAGAACCACACAGCCGUUCGCUCAUUCACCA
Molecule: messenger RNA, 1299 nt
Organism: Neopsephotus bourkii (Bourke's parrot)
Lineage: Eukaryota; Metazoa; Chordata; Aves; Psittaciformes; Psittacidae
Product: splicing factor 3B subunit 3-like
Exons: 3
Coding region: 527-811 (94 amino acids)
Biological process (GO): mRNA splicing, via spliceosome
Cellular component (GO): U2 snRNP; nucleus
Molecular function (GO): protein binding; U2 snRNA binding
Source: RefSeq, a predicted model, not a curated record